Triplophysa rosa is the source of this 7844-nucleotide messenger RNA. It is a transcript of the gene cad, whose product is annotated as carbamoyl-phosphate synthetase 2, aspartate transcarbamylase, and dihydroorotase. Gene Ontology annotation, biological process: L-citrulline biosynthetic process; L-glutamine metabolic process; UTP biosynthetic process. The transcript is spliced from 43 exons. The coding region runs from base 527 to 7216 and encodes 2229 amino acids. The record is from RefSeq and is a predicted model, not a curated record. Lineage: Eukaryota; Metazoa; Chordata; Actinopteri; Cypriniformes; Nemacheilidae. Gene Ontology annotation, cellular component: cytosol; cytoplasm. Gene Ontology annotation, molecular function: carbamoyl-phosphate synthase (glutamine-hydrolyzing) activity; ATP binding; metal ion binding.
AAGUGAGGGUGCACAGUAAUUGAAGUGGCCGGGCUAUGCCCCCUAGGGCCCACUCUUGGCACCGAAGCUCCGCCCACAAAAACGCGUCACAAUAUUUACUAACUGUAAUGGCGUCUGUAUACCCAUUUGUCUCCUCCUUUCUGACGUGCUGACGCGCACUUCGUAUAAAAGCAACUGAGGUUCACCGGCUCGGCUCCACGCUGCUGUGGCUGGAGCAGAGCGUGGACUUCUCUCCAUUGAUCACUCCUCGUGCGGCCUAAAUCCAUCUAAAACAUCGCUAUUGAUCAAUAAACGCAUUCUUCAUCAGGACAGUGUGGUCUUUGACCCACACUGAUAUCGCGUUUAUUUGACUUUAAUCAGCGAUCACCGGAUCCUUUUCAUCAUCUCUGAGAAUAGCGUGGUUCUCACGUGGGUUCACCAGCGAGUCCGCGCAGCUCCACGGCUCAUCCAGUUCGCUCCUUGUAGUUUACGCUGUAGAGAUCGAGAUCCGUGGUGACUUUGACUUUAGAAGCGCUAACACGCAAACAUGUUCGUUAAAACGGCAUCUUUAGUGUUGGAGGAUGGGACGGCGUUUAGAGGCAGGCUGUUUGGCGCCCCAGCCUCAGUAUCUGGUGAAGUUGUUUUUCAGACAGGAAUGGUGGGUUAUCCAGAGGCUCUCACUGAUCCGUCAUACAAGUCUCAAAUACUAACUCUGACAUACCCACUGAUUGGCAAUUAUGGCAUUCCAGAAGAUGAAGAUGGGCAGUUUGGACUCAGCAAGUGGUUUGAAUCGUCCAGAAUCCACGCUGCUGCUCUCAUUGUUGGGGAGGUUUCGGAGAACCCCAGUCACUGGAGCUCUGCCAAGUCUCUGGAUCAGUGGCUCAAAGAGCAGGGCACGCCGGGCCUAGAAGGUGUUGACACUCGUCGCCUGACCAAAAAAAUCAGAGAAAAGGGAACCAUGCUGGGGAAACUUGUGGUGGAAGGAACUGCGGCAUCUGAUAUUCCAUUUGAUAAUCCGGACACUAGAAACCUUGUUAAAGAAGUUUCCAUGAAAGAACCAAGAGUUUUUAAUCCUGAGGGUAUGUUGAGAAUCACUGCUAUAGAUUGCGGCAUCAAGUACAACCAGAUCCGCUGUCUGUGCCAGAGGGGCGCCCGGGUCACUGUGGUCCCCUGGGAUCAUCAGCUGGACAGCAAAGAUUUUGAUGGGCUCUUUAUCAGUAAUGGACCUGGAAAUCCUGAGUACUGUAAGGAGACCAUAGACAAUAUAAAGAAGGUGGUGUCCACGGAAAAGCCCAAACCCGUCUUUGGAAUUUGUCUGGGCCACCAGCUGCUGUCUUUGGUCAUUGGUGCGAAGACAUACAAAAUGAAGUAUGGCAAUCGUGGUCAUAACCAGCCUUGCAUUCAUAAAGGAACAAACCGCUGUUACAUCACCUCUCAAAAUCAUGGGUUCGCUGUGGACCCCAAAACUCUUCCAGAGGACUGGGAUGUGCUUUUCACCAAUGCCAAUGACCAAACCAGCGAGGGCAUCGUUCAUAACCACAAACCUCUCUUCAGUGUGCAGUUCCAUCCUGAACAUAUGGCUGGGCCUACUGAUCUAGUCGGUCUCUUUGAUGUCUUUCUGGAUACAGUCAAAGAUCUUAAAGAGGGCAAAGUCGGGAAAUCAGUUAAGCAAAGACUGACCGAGCAUCUGACGUUCCCUGGAUCUCCAAAGCCAGAGGAGUUUGUUCGACCUCGUAAGGUUUUAAUUCUUGGUUCAGGAGGACUUUCUAUCGGACAGGCUGGAGAGUUUGACUAUUCUGGAUCACAGGCUAUUAAAGCUCUAAAGGAAGAGAACAUCCAAACCGUUCUCAUUAACCCAAACAUUGCCACAGUGCAGACCUCGAAGGGUCUGGCAGACAAAGUCUACUUCCUUCCAAUAACACCAGAGUAUGUCACACAGGUUAUAAAGAACGAGCGUCCAGAUGGAGUGUUGCUCACAUUUGGAGGGCAGACGGCCCUAAACUGUGGCGUGGAGCUCACUAAACAGGGAGUGCUGGAGAAGUACAAAGUGCGUGUGCUUGGAACCCAGGUUUCCUCUAUAGAGAUGACCGAAGACCGCAAGAUCUUUGUGGAAAAGAUGGAGGAAAUCAACGAACAUGUUGCCCCAAGUGAAGCGGCCAUGUCUGUAGAGCAGGCAGUUGCUGCUGGUGAAACAAUUGGCUAUCCUGUGCUGGUCCGUUCUGCGUUUGCGUUGGGUGGGCUGGGUUCAGGCUUUGCCAAUAAUAAAGAGGAGAUGAUAACGUUGGUCACCCAGGCCUUUGCUCACACAUCACAAGUCCUUGUGGAUAAAUCGCUGAAAGGCUGGAAAGAGAUCGAGUAUGAGGUGGUGCGGGAUGCCUAUGAUAACUGUGUGACGGUUUGUAACAUGGAGAAUAUAGAUCCUCUAGGAAUCCACACUGGAGAGUCUAUAGUGGUGGCUCCGAGUCAGACGCUGAACGAUUAUGAAUAUAACAUGCUGAGAAACACGGCCAUCAAAGUUGUUCGCCACUUGGGCAUUGUGGGAGAGUGCAACAUUCAGUAUGCCUUAAAUCCAGAAUCUGAGCAGUAUUACAUCAUUGAAGUGAAUGCUCGUCUGUCACGAAGCUCUGCUUUGGCUAGUAAAGCCACGGGUUACCCGCUGGCCUACGUGGCAGCUAAGCUCGGUUUGGGAAUCCCUCUUCCUGUCCUCAAGAAUUCUGUGACUAACUCCACAACCGCCAACUUUGAGCCCAGUCUGGAUUACUGCGUGGUGAAGGUUCCUCGCUGGGAUCUGAGCAAGUUCCUCAGAGUCAGCACCAAAAUCGGCAGUUCCAUGAAGAGCGUUGGAGAAGUAAUGGCGAUCGGUCGCAACUUUGAAGAAGCCUUCCAGAAAGCUUUGAGAAUGGUGGAUGAGAACUGCGUAGGCUUUGAUCACACCAUCAAACCUGCGUCUGAAGAGGAGCUACAGACGCCAACAGACAAGCGCAUCUUUGUUCUGGCGGCUGCGCUGCACGCUGGCUAUGCCAUCGAGCGUCUCUAUGAGCUCACCAAAAUAGACUGUUGGUUUCUGCACAAGAUGAAGAACAUCACAGACCACGAGAAACUUCUUCAGACGUAUAACCAGGAUGAGAGCGCCAUGCCGCAGAAGGUCAUGAGGAAAGCCAAGCAGCUGGGCUUCUCCGACAAACAGAUUGCCCAAGCUGUUCAAAGCACUGAGCUGGCCGUGAGGAAGUUGAGACGUGACUGGAAGAUCCUUCCUGUGGUCAAACAGAUUGACACAGUGGCUGCAGAGUGGCCCGCCCACACCAACUAUCUGUACUUGACCUAUCAUGGCUCUGAAAGUGACGUGGUCUUCGAGCAGCCCCAUGUUAUGGUCAUUGGCUCUGGGGUGUACCGCAUCGGAAGCAGCGUGGAGUUUGAUUGGUGCGCUGUUGGAUGUAUUAUGGAGCUGAGGAAGAUGGGAUACAAAACAAUCAUGGUGAACUAUAACCCGGAAACAGUCAGCACAGAUUACGACAUGUGCGAUAGGCUCUACUUCGAUGAGGUCUCUUUUGAGGUUGUGAUGGACAUCUAUGAGAUGGAGAACCCAGAAGGUGUGAUUCUGUCCAUGGGUGGACAGCUGCCUAACAACAUUGCCAUGUCUCUACACCGACAGCAGUGCAGGAUUUUAGGCACUUCUCCCGAGUUCAUUGAUUCUGCGGAGAACCGUUUCAAGUUCUCCAGGAUGCUGGACACCAUAGGAAUCAGUCAGCCUAGAUGGAAAGAGCUGUCUGAUACUGAGUCUGCCAUUGGUUUCUGUGCGGCAGUUGGAUAUCCUUGCUUGGUCAGGCCAUCGUAUGUUCUCAGCGGAGCUGCUAUGAACGUUGCCUUCUCUGACAGCGACUUGGAGAAGUAUUUGAGCAGCGCUGUGGCUCUGUCCAAGGAAUACCCUGUCGUCAUCUCCAAAUUUAUUCAGGAGGCCAAGGAAAUAGAUGUGGAUGCUGUGGCUUGUGAAGGAACGGUCAUCGCCAUCGCCGUAUCUGAGCACGUGGAGAACGCAGGGGUGCAUUCUGGAGAUGCCACGCUGGUGACACCACCUCAGGAUAUUAACCAGAAAACCAUGGAACGCAUUAAGAUGAUCGUUUACGCUAUUGGCCAGGAGCUUCAGGUUACUGGCCCGUUCAACCUGCAGCUCAUUGCCAAGGACGACCAGCUGAAGGUGAUCGAAUGCAACGUUCGUGUUUCACGUUCCUUCCCCUUUGUGUCCAAAACGCUCGGUGUCGAUCUUGUCGCUUUGGCAACAAGAGUCAUAAUGGGAGAGGAAGUUGAACAUGUUGGGCUGAUGAGAGGAAUUGGAAUUGUGGGAGUCAAGGUUCCUCAGUUUUCCUUCUCCCGGCUGGCUGGAGCAGAUGUGGUUCUAGGUGUGGAGAUGACCAGCACUGGAGAGGUGGCCUGCUUUGGGGAGAACCGAUACGAGGCGUAUCUAAAAGCCAUGCUCAGCACUGGCUUCAAACUCCCUAAAGAGAAUAUUCUUCUCUCCAUUGGUAGUUACAAGGGUAAGAGUGAGCUGCUGCCCACAGUCAAGACUCUGGAGACUCUUGGUUAUAACUUGUAUGCCAGUCUCGGCACUGCCGACUUUUACACUGAACAUGGAGUCAAGGUGAUGGCUGUGGAUUGGCAGUUUGAGGAGGAGAGUGACUUUCCCAACAAAGACAAAGAGAGGAACAUCGUGGACUAUCUGGAAGAGAACCAUUUUGACUUGGUCAUCAAUCUGUCUUUGAGGAACUCUGGUGGAAGACGCUUGUCUUCCUUUAUGACCAAAGGGUACCGCACACGUCGAAUGGCCAUCGACUACUCUGUGCCUCUUAUCACUGACAUCAAGUGUACCAAACUUUUUGUUCAGGCACUGAGGCAGAUUGGUCAGGCUCCUCGUGUAAAGACGAACGUGGACAGCAUGACCUCACACAAGCUCAUCCGUUUGCCUGGUUUGAUUGAUGUCCACGUGCAUCUGCGUGAACCUGGCGCCACCCAUAAAGAGGAUUUCUCCUCGGGCACAGCUGCUGCCUUGGCUGGAGGAAUCACUAUGGUAUGCGCCAUGCCCAACACCAGCCCUGCCAUCAUUGACCCUAGCUCCCUCGCUGUGGCGCAGAAGCUUGCCAAGGCCGGGUGUCGCUGCGAUUACGCACUUUUUGUGGGGGCUUCAUCAGACAACGCCACACUUCUUCCAUCCAUCGCAAAUUCUACAGCUGGUCUGAAGAUGUACCUGAAUGACACGUUCUCCACUUUGAAAAUGGACAAUGUUUCUGUAUGGAUGGAGCACUUUGAGAAGUGGCCAAAGCACUUGCCCAUUGUAGCGCAUGCCGAGAAACAGACAGUGGCGGCUAUCUUGAUGGUAGCGCAACUUUAUCAGAGAUCCGUUCACAUCUGCCAUGUUGCCAAGAAAGAAGAGAUUCUGAUCAUCCGAGCUGCUAAACAAAAGGGGAUCCUGGUGACGUGUGAAGUAGCUCCUCAUCAUCUCUUCCUGUGUGACGAUAAUGUGCCCACCAUUGGGGACGGCAGGGCGCAAGUACGACCCAUGCUGGGUACACGAGAGGACAUGGAGGCAUUGUGGGAAAAUCUAGAUAUCAUUGACUGCUUUGCUACAGAUCAUGCCCCUCAUUCAGUAGAAGAAAAGAACUCCGAGAAACCACCACCAGGUUACCCGGGUCUGGAGACCAUGAUGCCUUUGCUGCUCACGGCGGUGAGCGAUGGACGCCUUACCAUUGAGGACAUCAUCAAGAGGCUCUACGAAAACCCCAGAAGAAUAUUCUCUCUUCCUCCCCAGGAGGACACCUACGUAGAGGUGGAUUUGGAGAAAGAGUGGACUAUUCCAAAACAUAUGCAGUUCACAAAGUCAAAGUGGACUCCAUUUGAAGGCAUGAAAGUAAAAGGAAAAGUCAUGAGGGUGGUGCUUCGAGGAGAGGUGGCCUAUAUUGAUGGACAGGUGUUGGCACCUCCAGGUUAUGGUCAGGAUGUGAAGUCAUGGUCUGCACCCCCUGCAGUGGCAACCGAGCCGAUAAAGGAUGCUCCUAAGCGUGUAAGUGAAGCCCUGACUCCUGAACGGCUCCGUACCGGACCCGCUGCUGAUACGGUUCGUAGCCGUGCCCCAAGCCCACGCCGAUCAAUUGGAGAUGGACGCUUCAUCCUACCACCCCGGAUCCACCGCGCAUCUGACCCCGGUCUGCCACCAGAAUUGGCCCCACCAGUGGAUGCAUACAUGCAACCUCCUCUGGCCAGGAUCUUGUCACCUCAGGCUGGGAUGCAUCAGAUCGUGCCCCCACCCCAGACUUCCCCCCUGCUCCACCCGCUGGUGGGCCAGCACGUAUUGUCUGUCCAGCAGUUCAGUAAGGAACAGAUGUCUCAUCUGUUUAAUGUGGCACACACUCUGCGUCUCAUGGUACAGAAAGAAAGACCACUGGACAUUUUGAAGGGUAAAGUCAUGGCCUCCGUGUUCUAUGAGGUGAGCACUCGCACCAGCAGCUCGUUCGCAGCAGCCAUGCAGCGUCUGGGUGGCACAGUGCUGCAUUUCAGCGAAUCCACAUCCUCUACACAGAAGGGCGAGUCUCUGAACGAUUCGGUUCACAGCAUGAGCUGCUAUGCUGAUGUCAUAGUUCUGCGCCACCCCAUACCUGGAGCUGUAGAGAGUGCAGCAAGACAUUGUCGGAGGCCAGUGAUCAACGCUGGUGAUGGGGUCGGAGAACAUCCUACUCAGGCUCUUCUGGAUAUCUUUACCAUCCGAGAAGAGCUUGGAACAGUCAACGGCAUGACUAUUACCAUGGUAGGCGACCUGAAACAUGGGCGCACUGUGCAUUCUCUGGCCAGACUUCUCACCCAGUACAGGAUCACUUUGCGCUACGUGGCUCCUAAGAACCUCAGCAUGCCCGCCGAGAUCAUUGACUUUGUGGCCUCCAAAGGCAUUAAACAGGAGGAGUUUAACAGCAUUGAAGAGGCCAUUCCGGAAACCGAUGUUCUGUACAUGACUAGAAUACAGAAAGAGCGUUUCGCUUCGUUAGAAGAGUACAAAGUGUGUUUUGGCCAGUUUGUCCUAACACCGCACAUCAUGACGGGAGCCAGAAGGAAGAUGGUGGUCAUGCAUCCACUCCCGAGAGUCAAUGAGAUCAGCGUGGAGGUUGACACGGAUCCCAGAGCUGCUUACUUCCGGCAGGCGGAGAAUGGGAUGUAUAUUCGGAUGGCACUGCUGGCCACUGUGCUAGGUCGGUGAGAAGGCAAUCGUCGCGGUCAAGACAAUUUGGCAGUAAAGGAAAAUAUUGUGCCUGGCAACAGACUAAUUGCAUUACUGUGUACUUUCUGCAAACCUGCUAUAGAAAAGAUUUCAAGUCCUGGGGCAUUAAGAAUUGUCUUUAAAAAAUUCCUAUUCAAUUAUUUGAUUUAACGGUCUUACAAAAUUACUUGAAUAAACGACAAUAUAGUGUGGUUUCCUUUGUCUCUGCUCGUAUCAUCAUCAUGUCAAAAUAUCUGAGUUCAUGUAAUGCUUUUGUGCAGUUAAGUUCUCUAGAAUAGCAGAUUUUCUAUAGCGUUGUCGGCUCGCAGUCAGUUUCCCUUCAAAUUCAGCAAAAUCCUACAGGCUUAUUUUUUUCUACCACAUGAAUCACUCUAUGAAUGCAACUAUGCAUUACAGAAAUGCAGGUAUCUUUGUUACACAAUGUUCCUUUUGAUAUUCCAGAGGUUCAUGGGGGUGGGGCAAGGCUUUUAUGACUUUACAAUCUUAGUGCACAUAUUUGAAGAAUAAUCUUUCGAUAUUACUGAUUAAAACUUGAAAACAUUAUUAAGUGUUGUAUUGCAACUGCUUUUUGUAACAUUCUACGCAAUAAAAAAACUAGCAUAUCGGA